AUGGACCGUAUAUCAGAAUUGCCAGAACCUAUUCUACAACACAUCCUCUCCUUCCUUCCAUUUAAACAAGUUUUUCAAUGUGCAAUAUUGGCCAAAAGAUGGAAACAUGUGUGGUCGACAUUCCCAAUUCUUCGGUUUGAUCAAACCUAUUUCAACUCGUUAUCAAAAAUCGCGAAAGGCCGGGAUGUCUGGUUGAAGAGAGGGGACUUGUACAGUUUUGUGGAGCAGAAUUUAGAGAGCCGACGAAAGCAGAGGCUUCUUGUAAAGAAUUUUACACUUAGCGACCGCUUGGGUAGACAGAAAUCAGCGUCUCGCGUUGACCGUUGGCUUAGCUUUGCACUUGAGAGUAACGUGGAAGAGCUGAAUCUUGAUUUUGAAAGGUUUGCUAGUGUAUGUUAUUGCUUGCCUCAGAGUGUUCUGCUUUCUAAAUCAUUGAGUUUGUUAAGUUUACAUCGCUGUAAGUUCGAUACAAGUAGUACUGGUGGUCUUAUAAACAUGUCCUCUUUAAGAAAAGUGUGUUUAGUUGAAGUUCAUAUGGAUAAUCAGUUUUUACAAAGCCUAGUUGUUCGGUGUCCUGCGCUAGAAGACAUGAAUUUGAAAUGGUGUUAUGGUUUGAAAGGUAUAGAAUUGUCAUGUCAUCAUGGAUUAAUGGCUGUUGGCAUUGAAGAAAAUCGUGACCUCGAGAGAGUUGAGUUGGAAGCACCAAAUCUUUGUAGUGUUCAUAUAGUUCAGACAUCAUGUGAGAUUAACCUGGUCCAUUGUAAAAAUCUUAAGAAGUUAAAGUUACAAGCAUGUAUAACAGACGAUUGGCUCAAUGACCAUCUCUCUGAACUUCCACUCAUUGAGACCUUAGAACUAAACUGUUGCUCUCUGCUGAAGAGAAUAGAGAUUUCAAGUGAUCAGCUAAAAUCAUUGGCCUUACUGGCUUGCUGGAAUCUAGUUGAAGUCAAGCUUGAUGCUCCUAAAUUAUGUAGAUUCGAUCAUUAUACUCGUUCUGUAAUAUCGUUAUCAUCAUUGAAUGCUUUGAAUCUGUCGGUAGCUACUUAUGGCAUGAUUAGUCCUGAUGUUCCUUGGAAUGUUAAGAAGAUUGAAUUCCUCUCGAAGCUGAGUAAUUCAAAGUUAUUGAGUUUGUCACUUCAGUCGGCCGAGAAUGCGAUUAUUCCAAAAAGAUUGAGAAAAACCGUGUCAUCACCAGCAUAUAAUGUCAAGCACCUGCAUUUGAUUUUAUCUUCUCCACUGUCAUUUACAAGAUAUGCAAUUGGCGAACUUGUGGAUAGCUUGCUCUGGAUUUCUCCUCUUCUGGACUUCCCUGACUAUAGAAGCCGGCUCCAUUUAUAA
Molecule: messenger RNA, 1338 nt
Organism: Quercus robur (English oak)
Lineage: Eukaryota; Viridiplantae; Streptophyta; Magnoliopsida; Fagales; Fagaceae
Product: F-box/LRR-repeat protein 25-like
Exons: 2
Coding region: 1-1338 (445 amino acids)
Molecular function (GO): protein binding
Source: RefSeq, a predicted model, not a curated record